This is a messenger RNA of Mollisia scopiformis, 780 nucleotides long. RefSeq lists its product as uncharacterized. Lineage: Eukaryota; Fungi; Ascomycota; Leotiomycetes; Helotiales; Mollisiaceae. The record is from RefSeq and is a predicted model, not a curated record. Bases 1 to 780 code for a protein of 259 amino acids. The transcript has a single exon.
AUGCCGCGAUCAAAAGGAACCUUGACUGAAUCCAAUCGGGGUGCGCUCAGCGCGUCGAAGCCAUCUUCCAACGCGGCGUUGAUGGAGAAAAGCCUUCCAAACGAAGACGCGGGAAGCUUUCCAGCAAAAAACCACUCUGGUAUGAAGAGGAAGAGGGAGGAGCGAGCUUUGGAGAAGAGUGUACCGAUCUCUGGAUCCAAAAAGAAAAGAGCACGAGACACGACAAAGAUGAAGGAAGGAAGCCGCUUCGCAACUAAGGAUAACAGCAAACUGCAAGCCUUACUUUCCGAUCGAGGUCUGUCGACCAAGGGCACGAGAAAGGAUUGGAUAAAGCGGCUGGAAAGCUCUACUAUGGACCACGCAUCUCUCUCCACCAAUAAGUUGGGCCAGAUGAUGCAACAACGAAAGAUGCAAGCCGCUACGUCAUACUCGAGGGCCAACAGGAUCGAAAGACUGAAACUCAAUGAUGAAUACUAUCGUGACACUGGAAAACCUUACGACCUCUUGCUGGAGUACGCCAAUCAAGAUGAAACACUGGAUGAUCCAAACGCGAGGGAAAAGCUUUGUGGCAUGCAGUAUCUAUACGAGCACGAGGAGGUUCUUGAAACGAAAUGCGUCGAGAGGAAGAUGGUGGGUUCCGGUCCUAAAUCUGCCAUGGUCAAAUUUCUUGAUACUGGGGUAGUUGAGUAUGGAGACCUGUAUGCUGAAAGUCUGCAAAAGAUGUGCAAGGAACGUGGUAUCCAUUCAAGAACAAAAUCACCAAGAAGAGUGCUCUUGUGA